GCAGUAGACCAGGCGAGCGACCUUCUAUUUUCGGGGGUGGUCCCUGCCGCGCCCAGAGCUUUGCGAAGCUUGAAAAGUUGCGUUGACUAAUUCUUGCGACAGGAUGCAAGCGGCGGGCCUUCGUGGCAAGCGCGGCGGCAAGGCGCAGGCGGACAAAGAAAAUCUGCAGCCUGCGACGCAGGUCCAGGCGGGAAGAAAGCAAAAGCGAACCAGUGAAGAGCCCUCUAAGCAGCAAGCUCAGGAUGUGGUGCAGACACAGCCGACAAAGAAGCAGCGGGCGACGAGAAAGAGCGCACCAGAGAGCAUAGUGCGACCGCACGCCACCGAGGACGCGACGCCGGUCGCGCCUGUCCGGCAGUACAACCUGCGGUCCAGGAGCUCGCUUCCGGCCGCAGGUGCUCGCUUGAUUGACAGCUCGCUGCCCACUCGUGGCAUUCCCAGCUCGGUGCGGCCGCGGGCGGCCGACCAAAAGGCCACGUUCGGCGAGCUGCCCGGCGAGGUGCUCAAGGUCAUCUGCCAGAAGCUGGACCCUGCCAGCGUGCUGGCGGCACGCUGCGUGGGGCCUGCCCUGCGUGAGGCCUGCAGCGUGGCGGAGGCGGAGCUGCGCAUUACGAUGCCCAUGCAGGCCAUGGAGUGGAUCCCGGCGCAGCUCAAGGCGUGGGAGCGGCGCAUCCGCGGGCUGGCGCAGCUGCUGGCGGAGGGCCGCAUGACGGCGCACAGCCUGGCCCUGCGCAUGGAGGGCGCCGAGGCCUGGCGGGACGCCGAGUACAUGCUGCCCGCUCAGGUGGAGGCGGCGGCCGGCAAGCUGAUGACGCUGUUCGAGCGGGAGCUGCCGGCGCUGAGGCGCAUUGGCGCCUCGCCCAUCACCGCCGCAGAGGUCGAGCUGCCCAUCACCUUCGAGGUGCUGGCCGGCCUGGCGGCCGCGUUCGGCCCGGCGCUGGACAGCCUGCGCCUGACCAGCCUGGUGCCGGCGCCGCACAACCACGCCGUGCUGCUGGCCGAGGCGCCGGCGUUCCGGCGGCUGCGCAAGCUGGACAUCGGCGUGACGGCGUGGGACCAGGUGCAACACCUCAACAGCCUGCGCGAGCUUAAAGACCUCAACAUCCGCUACAAGCUAUGGAACAUUCCGGAGCUGUCAUCGCUGAGCUCGCUUCAACAGCUCGAGACGUUCGGGCUGCAGGUGGAGGACGACCGCGCGCGCUUCCAACUGGACUUCUUGGGCCCGCUGGUCAAGAACCACCAGUCGCUGCGGCACGUCAAGGCCUCCGUGAUCCUGUCUCGCACCGCGGUGGGCGAGGCCACCCCCGCCUCGCUGGAGUUCCUGGAGGGCUGCUCGCUGCACCGCCUGGACCUGGACCUGCGCGUGCCGCAGGACGCCGCGCGCAGCGUGCACGCGCACUUCCGCGACCUGCACCGCACACCUUGGUGGUGCAAGCUGAACGUGACCAUCCGCGCGGACGCGCUCACGCGCGAGGCCUGCUACGACUCCUCCGCCUCCGCCACAGGGCCCAUCCCUGGCCCGCGGCUGGGCUGCGCGCUGGCCGCCGGACCCCUGGACCCCAAGGAGCGGCUGGAGCGCUGGGGCUGCCUCAACCUGCCGGUGGACGAGCACCCCGAGGACGCACUGACGCUGCACCUACGAGGCUACCGGCGGCGGCUGGCGGUGCUGCCCGACCUGAGCGCAGCCAACCUGACGCGCCUGUCGGUCAGCAACGCCACCCUCAGCGCCGCCGAUUUCGCGAUGCUGGGCGAGUGCCGCUGCCUGCAGCACCUGUGGCUGCGCUUCUCCUACCUCCCGGACAACGCCGCCGCCGCCACCCCUUCCGGCAGCGGCUCCGGCGCCGGCAGCAACCCAGUGGCCGCCGACCCCGCCACUAGCACCUCGGCCCACUGCCGCGCCAUUGUUGCCGCGGCGCAGCAGCCGUGGCCGCUUGACUACAUCCCCGGGCGCGCCGCGCGCCGGGCCUCGGACGCGCCGGACGGCCCCGCCGCCGGCACACGCGCGCGCAAGUCGCUGGGGAGCACGGGAGGGCCGGCGGCAGCUGGAGCCGCCGCAGGCGGCGCAGCGGGGGCCGCGGCAGCGGCCCCUGCCCGGCGCCGCAGCAGCAGCGCCGCAGGCGCCGCGUUGGGUGCCGGUGGGCAGGACUGCUCCGAGUCGGUGGCGCCGUACGUGCUGCGGCCGCUGCUGCAGCUGCGCAUGCUUGAGAGCCUGGAGGUUGUGGAGGAGCCCGCGCCGCCGCCCGAGCAGCCGGUGCUGCCGUCGCUGCCGCCGGAGCAGCCCCGCGCGCGCGGGCGGCCCCUGCGCGCCGCCGGCUCUGCGGCAGCCCUGCCGCCGCCGCCGUCCUCCGCCGCUGCUGCGGGCAGCUCACGGCAGCAACAGCGGCCAGCUGCAGCGGCGGUGCAGCUGCCACCGUCAUUGCCGGCUGCGCAGCAGCCGCAGCGCAUGCCGCUCAGUCGGGCCGGUCUGCGCCACUUCUUGUCGCAGCUGAACAAGAUGGAUGAGUUGCGGGGCACGGGCGGCGCGCUGUCGCUCACGCUGCUGUCCGAAGAGGCGGCCCUGCCCGACUGCCCGUGCGCGGGCCGGCAGUGCCUCAACGGCGAGGGACGGCGCCGGCGCCGGCCGCCGCCGCUGGAGCCUGAGGCAAUCGUGGGCCUGCUGUCGGCGGUGGGCUGCUGCCGCGUGGCGCUGGGUGAGCAGGUGGUGACGGGCCCCGACUGGCGCCGCCCCAGCGCCUGGCCGACGAUGGAGUAGAGGUGCCGCGGAGCGGCCCAUGCUGCGAACGCUCAUGGUGGGAUGCUGUUGGUGUGGCCCCGGCGGCGAGGAGUGCGCGUGCGGCUGAUUGCGGUUGGGGCUGGCCGGGGCUGCGGAUGCGGGUGAGCGACAGCCAAGCCUGCAGCUAUGGCGGGCAUGGCAGCUCAGCCAGCAGCGCUCCUGCGGGUUCAAGGUUGGCUGGAUGCCAGCCAGCCUGCAUGGUGCAGAGCUGUGUGUGUGUGUGUGUGUGUGUGUGCUUGCGUGUGUGUUUGCGUGUGUGUAUUAUGUUUGGGACGCGCGUGUGCUUGGUGUGGCUCUGUGUUGGCAAAUUACAUGGAGCCUGUUUGGUGAGCUUGACUAGGCAAAGUGAACAAGUUGCAGGAGGCAGGCGGGUGACAGUCCUCGCCGGGCGUUUGUUGGGGCAACUGGUUAUGGGAUAGAGCUCUCAUGCUGCGGGGUGCUGCAGUGCGACUAGGUUGUGUUAGCUUUACACCGUGGGUAAAUGUGGUAGGUGUAGACAGGUAACGGCUCAGGUGCGUUUUGAACGUGUCGUGCAUGUGGCGACCAGCCAUGUUCUGGUCCAAGGACGUUUCAGGUUUUGGACGUGUGGUGUGUGCGGGCAUCUGACGUGCGGUAGCCAACCCCAUGGGGUGACAUGGCGUGGUGACAAGUGGCCCCCGGUACAAUCUUGCUUGGGCGCGACGGCGGCGGACGUAGGGGUGGCGCUGUAGCAGCUGUGAUGGAUGACGCAAUCGGGCAGGUGGUCUCGGGCCGGCGUAAGCAAGACUGUUUACAUCAGUGUUGCUGACCACGCCUGCUGCAACGGUGGAGGACGAACAACGGGCUGUGCGAGAACAGCACGGGCACCAUGGCGCGGUGUGUUGGGAUCAUACCGUGCUACCAACAAUCUUGCGCUCAACCUGCAGGUUGCGACUUGUCAAGGGACGGACGGGCGGCUUGAAUGUUGGAGGUGAUAGGAGCCUCAGCAGUACCGGUAGUAUGCUUUGCUUCUGCUUAUUACUGCAUAACAUGCAUACUUGAGCCUCGUGGUGCUGCGUUUGGCCCCUAGUUUGCUUGUGGGCCGCCAUGCCGUUCUCCUCUGUGUCGGGGCGCGGUGGCCCCAUCCCGGGUGAGACCGGAUUGCCCACAGAGGGACGGCAACCAUUAGAUGCAGUUGCUGAGACUGUAUGUCACAUAAGUUUCAGCCAUAAACAGAUAUUUACGUGUGUGCCCCGCUGACCCGCGCGCGACGCGAGCAGUUGAACAAUUGCGACGCCCUCUAGCCACUGGAACCACAUUGUAAUAUUGCUUGAUG
This is a messenger RNA of Chlamydomonas reinhardtii, 4067 nucleotides long. RefSeq lists its product as uncharacterized. The record is from RefSeq and is a predicted model, not a curated record. NCBI's taxonomy places the organism in Eukaryota, Viridiplantae, Chlorophyta, Chlorophyceae, Chlamydomonadales, Chlamydomonadaceae. The transcript is spliced from 13 exons. Bases 104 to 2752 code for a protein of 882 amino acids.